ACCAUCCAGACCCCCUUCUCCAGCGUGUCCCGCUCUGACGUCCGUGUGAGCAACGACGCCCAGAUCCUCGCCCACGCCCCCGUCGCCGCCUACGCCGCCGCCCCCGCCUACACCUCCUACGCCGCCCCCGUCGCCCACGCCUACGCCGCCCCCGCUGCGUACGCUGCCCCCGUCGCCCACGCUGCCUACGCCGCCCCCGUCGCUAAGGUUGCCGCCCCUCUGGGUGUCGCCUACUCCGCUGCCCCCGUGGUCUCCCACAUGCCGACCUACCUCCACGGGGGAGACAGGACCAAAGUGUAUCAGUAUAAAAGCACGGGCCCCGAUUGUCCAAGUAUCAUUCGAUCAACACAUUCAACCCAAGCAACUCACGAGCACCGCUCAACUCCUCACUUUACAAUGGCCUUCAAGCUCGUCGUCCUCGCCGCCGCCCUGGCCGUGGCCAACGCCGGUCUGAUCGGCGCCCCCGUCGGCUACGCCGCCGCCCCCGUGUCCUACGGCUACGCCGCUGCCCCCGUGGCCGUCGGCACCCCCACCCUCACCUCCCAGUCCUCCAACACCCUGAGGACCUUCGGCAACCAGGGCCAGACCUCCUACGAGCAGAAGACCAUCCAGACCCCCUUCUCCAGCGUGUCCCGCUCUGACGUCCGUGUGAGCAACGACGCCCAGAUCCUCGCCCACGCCCCCGUCGCCGCCUACGCCGCCGCCCCCGCCUACACCUCGUACGCCGCCCCCGCUGCCUACGCUGCCCACUCCUACGCCGCCCCCGCUGCGUACGCCGCCCCUAUUGCUAAGGCCUACGCCGCCCCCGUUGCCCACGCCUACGCCCCCGCUGCCUACGCCGCCCCCGCUGCGUACGCCGCCCCCAUCGCUAAGGCCUACGCCGCCCCCGCUGCGUACGCCGCCCCCAUCGCUAAGGCCUACGCCGCUCCCGCCUACGCCGCUGCCCCCGUCGCCCACGCUGGUCUCCUCGGCGUUGCCUACUCCGCUGCCCCCGUGGUCUCCCACAUGACCUACACCAGCGGCCCCAUCACCUACGCCUACUAGAUUGUGAUAUUGUGACCUUAUUUAUUUUUAUUUAUUUAUUUGUUUAAAUAAUGCGCUAAUAAAUAAGCGUUACUGAA
Frankliniella occidentalis (western flower thrips) is the source of this 1121-nucleotide messenger RNA. RefSeq names its product pupal cuticle protein G1A-like. The transcript is spliced from 3 exons. The record is from RefSeq and is a predicted model, not a curated record. NCBI's taxonomy places the organism in Eukaryota, Metazoa, Arthropoda, Insecta, Thysanoptera, Thripidae. The annotation marks the transcript as partial.